Durusdinium trenchii is the source of this 795-nucleotide messenger RNA. The record is from the annotation of a GenBank genome assembly. NCBI's taxonomy places the organism in Eukaryota, Dinophyceae, Suessiales, Symbiodiniaceae.
AUGCAUGCAUGUCAGCCCUUCCCAGUGAAGGUGCUGCUCGGCCGCCUAGAGCAGGAUUCGGCUCCAUGGUCCAGUUUCUUGCCAGACGACCUGCGUCCCAAACAGGUGAGUGCCAAGGUCUUCUAUGAAAGCGCUUCCACAAAGGCCCAGGCAGAAGCAACAACUCGAAGAGGGGACUAUACACCUGUCGGCAUCUCUGUCUUUGGCCGAGUUUGGGAGUAUUCCCAGGAUGCUGCAGGCUGUCGGGAAGUCCAACUUGCAAUUGAGAUGGCAGAUGAAGAGAGUCGCUGGAGAAUAGCUGCAGAACUUCAGGAUCAUGUUUGGGACGCUGCGUGUGGGCCCCACGCCAAUCAUGUGUUGCAGAAAUGCAUUCUCGUCAUGCAUCCCAAUCAUGUACAGUUCAUUGUGGAUGUCCUGGUGCGUCAGCAGCUAGUGUCGCAAGCAGCAAGGCACAAGUACGCUUGCAGGAUUGUGCAGCGCCUGAUCGAGAGAUGUCCAGCAAAACAGACCAGGCAUAUCUUGGAGGCUUUGACCAGAGAUGCGCAGUCGAUUUCCUGCCAUGCCUAUGGAAAUUAUGUGAUCCAACAUGUUCUUCAGCACUGUGUCGACUCAGUGCCCAACUUGUGCCGAGUCCUAGAGGAGCAUCUUCCCGCCUUGAGCUCCGACGUAUAUGGUGCGGCAGUUGUGAGUUGCGCAAUGAGCACAGCAAGGAGCCAUCGGUGCUUGUCCGCCUGGCGUGCAGUCGGCAUGGAUACGGUGCAGUUCGAGAUGCCUUACAAGUUCUUGAGGGAAUAG